Tetranychus urticae (two-spotted spider mite) is the source of this 760-nucleotide messenger RNA. RefSeq names its product apolipoprotein D-like. Lineage: Eukaryota; Metazoa; Arthropoda; Arachnida; Trombidiformes; Tetranychidae. The record is from RefSeq and is a predicted model, not a curated record. Gene Ontology annotation, biological process: response to reactive oxygen species; lipid metabolic process. Gene Ontology annotation, molecular function: pigment binding. Gene Ontology annotation, cellular component: cytoplasm.
UAAACCAAGCUAAUUGAAAGAAAUGAUCAUCAAUUCGACUUCACACAGUUAAAUCUUCUGUCAACAAUUCAACUUUUGUUAAUAAACUCUUUAGUUUUACCUCGUUCCUAAAAUGAAUCAAUUAGCCUUAAUUUCAUUGAUUGUCCUCUCAUCAACCCUUUGUCAACUCGGAUCCAGCUUGUCUCCUGGUCGAUGCCCCCAAACAACUGAAAUUGAUGGAGGCUUGAACCUUUCUCGGUAUCUUGGAAAAUGGUAUGAAAUCAAACGAACUGAUCUCAUCUUUGAACUUGGUCUCCGUUGUGUAAAAACUGAAUAUACAGUCGAAUCAAACGGUAAUGUUGCUGUAAACAACACUGGAGUGAGCUUGAUCAAUACUCAAGUUUCAGUCGUUGGAACUGCUAAGCCAGGAACUCAAUCAAAUGUUUUUGCUGUCAGCUUCUUCCAAUUCUCUCCAUCUGCUCAAUACUGGAUUGUUGAUACUGAUUAUGAAACAUACUCUUUGGUCGUUUCUUGUAAUGAUGUUCUUGGUUUAUUCAACUUAAAGAAUGCUUGGAUUUUAUCACGAAAACCAAACUUAGACAGCGAUAUUGUAGAUCAACUCGUUGCUAAACUGAAGGCUAUUGGAGUUGAAACCGAUAAACUUACAACAACCGCUCAAGAUUGUGGCAAUUAAAGGAUGUCAGUUUAAAACGAUCAAAAGCAGGACAAAUUACAAUUUAAACUUCCAUUACAAUAUGAUUAUUUUUGAAAAUUAAAAUCU